Messenger RNA from Styela clava, 813 nucleotides. The record is from RefSeq and is a predicted model, not a curated record. Lineage: Eukaryota; Metazoa; Chordata; Ascidiacea; Stolidobranchia; Styelidae.
AAAUUGUGAUAUCGGAGAUGUGUAUGUUGUAGGUGGACCAGCUGCUUUUCAACCGGAUUCUCUGGUUUGUGCUGCUGCGAUACACGCUGAUGCAGCCCCAGUUGGAAGUGCGGGUGCCGUUGUUGUUGAAACAACCAGGGAUUAUAUUAUACGCCAACGCUCCUUUUUUACGUGGAACUAACCCAAGGCUGUUAACUACGUAUGACCUUGCGUUCAGAUUUUCAAGCACCAUAAGGGAUACAAAAGGUGGUUGCGAUUUUUUUAUAUUAGCUACAAUAGAUCCAGAUUGCUUACAAACCAUGUCAGGCCAACCAAGUUCAUUCAUAUUCACUUGCCCGGAUAACUGCAGCCCGAACUUGGUUGAUAUCGUGGGAGACGGAAUAUACAAUGACAAAACACCAAUAUGCCUUGCAGCUAUUCAUGACGAACAGAUAACUGCUUCUACCGGAGGUGUCGUUAUUGUGAAUAAACGCCCAGGCCAGCCAGGAUUUAGUGGAAGCACACGUAAUGAUAUCACCAGUAUCAGUGGAGGACCAGACGAUGGUUUUGAUUUUUCCGACUGCAUCAACGGAUCCCCCUACAAGUUCUCCGUCGGUCGAUUGUUCUUGCACUGCGAAUUGGUUCGGAGAAGCGUGUAAUAUAAUGUGUGUUGAAGGAAGUUACGAUGCUUCGAAUAAUUCUGCAUGUACCUGCAAUUCUGGAUGGGUUGGACCUAUGUGCAAUUUCCCAAUAUGUUAAGUUCUGCUGAGGAAGACUGAAGAAAUUAUAGUUUUUUGAUUCUGCUCAUAUACAUACACAUUGUUUUUACUUGUU